CAUCAAGCAUGGAAUUGUUGAAGACUAGGACCUCAUGGAGAAGUUCAUGGAGCAGGUCAUAUUCAAAUAUCUCCGAGCUGAGCCAGAAGACCGCAAUUUCCUCAUGAGCCGCCCCUGAAUUCCCCAGAGAACAGGGAAUAUUUAGCUGAGAUCAUGUUUGAAACAUUCAACAUUCCAGGGCUGUACAUCGCUGUUCAGGCUGUUUUGGCACUGGCAGCAUCAUGGACUUCAAGGCAAGUUGGAGAACGAACGCUAACAGGGAUUGUGAUUGACAGCGGUGAUGGAGUUACUCAUGUCAUACCAGUGGCAGAAGGUUAUAUGAUUGGCAGCUGUAUAAAGCACAUCCCUAUAGCAGGCAGAGAUAUCACCUACUUCAUUCAACAGCUGCUCAGAGAGAGAGAGGUUGGGAUUCCACCAGAACAGUCACUGGAGACUGCAAAAGCUGUUAAAGAAAGGUAUUGCUACAUCUGUCCUGACAUAGUGAAGGAAUUCACCAAAUACGAUGUGGACCCUGGCAAAUGGAUAAAAAAAUACAAGGGAGUCAACGCCAUCAGCAAAAAUGAAUUUCAAAUAGAUGUCGGAUAUGAACGCUUUCUGGGACCAGAGAUAUUUUUUCACCCUGAGUUUGCCAACCCAGACUUUAUGCAGCCCAUCUCAGAUGUAGUGGAUGAAGUCAUUCAGAACUGCCCAAUCGAUGUGAGAAGACCCCUUUACAAGAACAUAGUCCUGUCCGGCGGCUCCACCAUGUUUCAUGACUUUGGCCGCGGACUGCAGCGGGAUCUGAAGCAUGCGGUGGACGGCAGACUCAGACUCAGCGAGGAGCUCAGUGGAGGCAGAAUAAAGCCCAAACCCAUAGAGGUGCAGGUGAUCUCUCAUCAUAUGCAGAGAUACGCCGUGUGGUUUGGGGGAUCCAUGUUGGCUUCUACGGAGGAAGCAGGAGCCAGGUGAACAGUCCACGUGAGUCUUUUAUUGACAACACUUUUCAGCGUUACACACACAAAAUAGUACUUUUUACAAGAACAUUUAACUCACACACAAGACGGCUUCGUGCAUCACUCUUUCUCCACUCCGGUGGUCUGGACUGUCCUUAUAUCCCUCUCCAGCUCUCACUGCAACACAAAACAGCUGUUAGAGAUUAUUUACCCUGGGUGUCAAUCCUUACCGCCUUCCUCUCCCGGCCACCCUCUCCACAGAAUGUCGCUCAACCACACCCCCAUCUCCACACUAUAUUUUAUGAUGCAUUAUUUUGGAAUGAAUUUAUAUUUGUAUUAAAGAGAACUUUUUCGGAUAUAUAUAUAUACGCUGGUGGCUAAAAGU
Molecule: messenger RNA, 1317 nt
Organism: Myxocyprinus asiaticus (Chinese sucker)
Lineage: Eukaryota; Metazoa; Chordata; Actinopteri; Cypriniformes; Catostomidae
Product: actin-related protein 3B-like
Exons: 9
Coding region: 154-948 (264 amino acids)
Cellular component (GO): actin cortical patch
Molecular function (GO): actin filament binding
Source: RefSeq, a predicted model, not a curated record